This is a messenger RNA of Arabidopsis lyrata subsp. lyrata, 4555 nucleotides long. RefSeq names its product putative leucine-rich repeat receptor-like serine/threonine-protein kinase At3g53590. Bases 1601 to 4405 code for a protein of 934 amino acids. Gene Ontology annotation, molecular function: protein binding; ATP binding; protein kinase activity. Gene Ontology annotation, biological process: protein phosphorylation. Lineage: Eukaryota; Viridiplantae; Streptophyta; Magnoliopsida; Brassicales; Brassicaceae. The transcript is spliced from 21 exons. The record is from RefSeq and is a predicted model, not a curated record.
UUUUUUCAUCUUCUUCUUCACUCUUCUCUUCGUCUUCUUUAUUAUGCAGAAUUAAUCAAAGGGUCAACCUCCAACAAAGAAAGCUAAUGUUUUUGCUUUUUAACCUUUUUCGGACAAUCUAUUUUUUUUGGAAAUCUUGGAUUUUUAAACUAAAAAUCAAACAAAAAAAAAGACAUGAAGAUGAGAAAAUCGCAAAAAUCGGCGAUUACGCAACACAGUGACCGCGUUUCUACCCCCGGAGUCCAAAUCAGCAAUCUCCGGCGAAAGAGGCGCGAGGCCGUCGUUUCUUCUUCUUCACCAGCCAGACUUGGGUCAGGGCUAGUUUAAUAAGCCAAUACUGCACCAAUCAUAUUUUACUCGCCUUGGAUGCUAUUGAUUUCAGAAUGCUACUCGAUUUUGUUUCAUCUACAAUGAUAUCAUUUGGUCUGCUACUUUCAUCUAGAGUUGAAAAUUAGAUACAUGGUAGCUGCUACAUUGCAUUCCAUCUUAAGGCAAAAGCAGUCAUCUUUAGUGUAAUUCAAAGCUUUUUGAUGACUUUAUUGGACUUGAGAGUGGUUUUCUGACAUUUCCAACCCAUUUUGCAGCAAGUGCAUUGCAUCCUAUUAGACCGGAUUUCACUGAUUUAUGAGGAGCUUAAGUAACUGGGGCAGUGGUGAUCCAUGCAGAGUAAAACGAAUUGGCAUGAUAAAGACAUGAAAGGCAUACAUGUGAAGCAGCAAGAUGGCUUUAUUGUUUUAUAGUUCGAGUCAUGUGUAGAAUGGCUGCUCAACUGGUCUAUGUAGUUGGGAGAGAAACAGAUUGGAGUUAUCAGGUAUUUUGGGAUGGUCUUCGCCAUGGGAGGGUAAGGGAUGCUCUAGAACUCAUUCCCAGGGCUACUUUUUGUUCUGCUAUAUGGUUUGUUCAUUGUUUUGUUCCAUCUGUGUUCAUCAAAGUUAAAGAGAAACUAGUUCUGGAACUUAUCAAAUCUCUGGUGUUCUGAAGAGCUGUGUGUUUAUCUAUGUUAUGUUCUUUUUGGAUCAUCAUCAAUCACAUUUCUUUCCUCAUUUUUUAGUUUUCAAGAACCAGUAGAGGGCUCGCUCAAUAUGGAUUGGGAUUUGUUAGGAUAAUUACGUAACUUUUAGGGGUUGUAAUAUUUAUGCUACUCACCAUUAUGCAGAAAAUAUAUCUGGAAAUUUGGCACCCGCUGUUAUCUAAUCUUGAAGUACUGUAAGAUGAGAGAUUUAUGUGUGUUCUUUAUUUCUUUAGCUCUUCGGUUCACAGAUGUUGUCCAUUUUAAUAAAAGAUGACAACUAACCUUUAAUUGGUUCUUAGUUUGUAGUUGAGUCGGGCACUUUUGUUCUAUAAAAGAGCCCAGUGAGAGUUUUAGGGGUUGAGGCAUACCACUUCAAACAUAUGUUGUUGUACCAGCAAGUGUUGACUUUUCAUUGUAAAUUUGCAUCACAAUAUGUAUGAGGUGCUUAAGAGUUCAAGUUUUGUUGGCUCGUUGAACAUUCUUUGUCCAGCUUGAGCAUGUUCAAACUGAGAGGAGCUCUAGUUGACUUUUUCUGCAUAGAAGUUGACUGAAAAAUAAGGGCUCCAUUAUACCUAGACAGGUAUCUUGAUGAGUUCAAGAACAUGCGGUUCAUUAUUCCUGGUCACAUUUUGUUGCCUUCUGCUUCAUGUAGCUGGUUCGAGAACAGAUCCUUCAGAAGUAAAUGCUUUGCGGGAGGUCAAAAGGAGUAUAAUUGAUCCUAUGAGAAAUUUAAGUAAUUGGGCAAAGGGUGACCCGUGCAAUUCAAACUGGACUGGCAUAAUAUGCUUCGGGAGCUCACAUGAUGACGGCCACUUUCACGUCCGGGAGCUCCAAUUGAUGAGGCUGAAUUUAUCUGGAGAGCUGGCUCCUGAAGUUGGCCAGUUAUUGUAUCUCGAAAUUCUUGAUGUGAUGUGGAACAACCUGACUGGGCGUAUUCCUUUGGAGAUAGGAAGAAUUUCUUCCUUGAAACUCCUACUGUUGAAUGGGAACAAGUUCACGGGUAGUUUACCCCCUGAACUUGGUAAUCUUCAAAACCUAAACAGGCUUCAAGUAGAUGAGAACAACAUAACAGGUUCAGUUCCAUUUUCAUUUGGAAACUUGAGAAGCAUAAAACAUCUCCACUUGAAUAAUAACACUAUAAGCGGAGAAAUUCCGGUUGAGCUAUCCAAAUUGCCCAAGCUUGUUCACCUGAUUCUGGACAACAAUAACUUGACUGGGACAUUGCCGCCAGAGUUAGCUCAAUUGCCAUCCUUGACCAUACUUCAGCUGGAUAACAACAACUUCGAAGGUUCAACGAUUCCAGAGGCUUAUGGAGACGUUUCUAGAUUAGUAAAAUUAAGUUUAAGGAACUGUGGACUGCAAGGAUCAAUUCCUGAUUUAAGCAGGAUACCAAAUCUUAGCUAUCUAGACCUAAGUUGGAACCACCUCACAGGCACUAUACCAGAAUCCAAGCUUUCUGACAAUAUGACAACAAUUGAACUAUCUUAUAACCACCUAACUGGAUUUAUACCACAAAGUUUCUCAGAGUUGGGCUCUCUUCAAUUACUGUCACUUGAGAACAACAGUUUAUCUGGUUCUGUCCCAACAGAAAUUUGGCAGGACAAGUCUUUCGAGAAUAACAAGCUGCAAGUUGAUCUCAGAAACAACAACUUCUCUGAUGCCACAGGAAACCUGAGAACACCAGACAAUGUUACCCUAUAUCUCCGUGGCAACCCAAUAUGCAAGAGUACAAGCAUUCCCAUUGUAAAACAAUUCUUCGAAUACAUCUGCGGCGAAAAAAAGCAGACAUCUACAAACUCAAAUACACCCUGCAGUAAUGUGAAAUGUCCCUUUGAGAAUGUGAAAGUAUCCCCAGGAAUCUGCUUGUGUACAGCACCUCUUUCGAUUGAUUAUAGGCUAAAGAGCCCUAGCUUCUUUUUCUUCACUCCAUAUAUUGAACGCCAAUUCAGGGAGUAUAUUACCUCGUCCCUCCAAUUGGAGACUCAUCAACUAGCAAUUGAUAGACUUCUUGAUGAGAACAGGCUGCGUCCAAGGAUGUACCUAAAGCUAGUCCCCAAAGGCAAAAUAACAUUUAACAAGAGUGAAGUCAUACGUAUCAGGGACAGGUUUAUGUCAUGGAGUUUUAAUAAAACUGACUUUUUUGGACCCUAUGAACUGUUGGAUUUCCCUCUUCAAGGACCGUAUGAUGAUUUGCUAACUCAAAAGGGUGUAAUUAGCACAAUUGGAUGGGUGAUGAUAGUGGCAGGCUCUAUUGUCACUGCCACUGUUAUUUCAGUGAGUGCAACACUUCUAUAUGUUCGGAAACGUCGUGAGAAAUCCCAUACACUCACCAAAAAGCGUUUUUUCAGAGCAAUGUCUCGGGAAAUUAAAGGGGUGAAGAAGUUCAGUUUUGUAGAAUUGUCGGAUGCAACUAAUGGUUUUGAUAGCUCCACAAUGAUCGGUAGAGGUAGCUAUGGAAAGGUCUACAAAGGCAUUUUGCCAAAUAAAACUGAAGUUGCCAUCAAACGAGGAGAAGAAACUUCUCUGCAGAGCGAGAAAGAGUUUCUGAAUGAGAUCGAUCUGCUUUCGAGGUUACAUCACCGAAAUCUUGUGUCGCUUAUUGGCUACAGUAGUGAUAUCGGGGAACAGAUGCUGGUAUAUGAGUAUAUGCCUAAUGGCAAUGUUCGUGAUUGGCUUUCAGCUAAUGCUACAGACACAUUGAGCUUUAGCAUGAGGUCACAUGUGGCGUUGGGUUCAGCUAAAGGGAUUCUUUACCUUCACACUGAAGCAAAUCCGCCUGUUAUUCACCGUGAUAUAAAAACCAGCAACAUACUCUUGGACUGUCAGCUUCGUGCUAAAGUUGCUGAUUUUGGACUGUCACGGUUGGCUCCUGCUUUUGGGGAGGGAGAUGGUGAGCCUGCCCAUGUAUCAACCGUAGUAAGAGGAACACCGGGAUAUCUGGAUCCAGAAUACUUCAUGACUCAGCAAUUGACGGUGAAGAGCGAUGUGUACAGCUUCGGAGUAGUAUUGCUUGAGCUUUUGACUGGAAUGCACCCAUUCUUUGAGGGUACACAUAUUAUCCGCGAGGUGAGGACGGCGAAUGAAUGUGGAACAGUUUUGUCAGUGGCGGAUAGUCGGAUGGGACAAUGUUCGCCCGAUAAAGUGAAGAAGUUGGCGGAAUUAGCGUUAUGGUGUUGUGAGGAUAGACCAGAGACGAGACCACCAAUGUCAAAAGUGGUGAAGGAACUUGAAGGUAUUUGCCAAUCUGUGCGAGAACCCGAAAUGUUCUCAGAAACAACGAAAUUGCUCUGCACCAAAACAUCGCCGUCAUCUUCUUCCGUACCCUCACCAUUGUCUUUACUUCCUGGAAGUGACUUGGACAGUGGCUUUUUCCACGCUGUAAAACCUCGUUGAUAUAUAAUUGUGUGAGAUAGGCUAACAUGAGACUAAUGAGAGUUGUGUUAUUAUAUUUAGGAGAUAUUAUGAAACCAGGUCUGUUGUCCUGAUUCCUAACCAUAUAAGCUAAAAUAUCUAUGCAGACAUGGAAGCUAAGCAAUCUUAUCA